Messenger RNA from Oryzias melastigma (Indian medaka), 845 nucleotides. RefSeq names its product metabolism of cobalamin associated B (gene mmab). The transcript has 9 exons. Gene Ontology annotation, molecular function: corrinoid adenosyltransferase activity. NCBI's taxonomy places the organism in Eukaryota, Metazoa, Chordata, Actinopteri, Beloniformes, Adrianichthyidae. Bases 65 to 769 code for a protein of 234 amino acids. The record is from RefSeq and is a predicted model, not a curated record.
CACUAACUACGGAUACUCUAAGAAGACAAACUGCUGAAUUGAGGGAAUUCUUAUGUAGGUGCUAAUGUAUAGGUCAAACAUGGCAUCGUUUAUCUUUAGAGCAAACUUCAUCCGCUGUGCAGCGAGAAGUGUCGCCAGUAAACAUCGAACUCAAUAUCUGUGGUGUCCAGAGAAAAGUUAUGCAACAACAGAAGACAGCAAAGUACCCAAAAUAUACACAAAAACAGGAGACAAAGGGUUCUCCAGCACAUUCACUGGAGAAAGAAGACCAAAGGAAGAUCAUAUAUUUGAAGCAUUGGGGAAUACAGAUGAGCUUUCAUCAGCCAUAGGAUUGGCCAGAGAGUUUUGCCUUGAGAAAGGUCACACAUUCAUACAUCAACUGGAUAAGAUCCAAUGCAUUCUACAAGAUGUGGGCUCAAAUAUUGCAACUCCACGGUCAUCUGCAAGAGACAGUCAUAAAAAAAAAACAAAGUUCACAUCUCAGCCAAUUGCAGACUUGGAAAUCUGGAUUGAUGACUUUACGAAUGAACUUCCACCGCUCACCAACUUCAUUUUACCUUCUGGUGGGAAAAGUAGUGCAGCUUUGCAUUUAGCUCGGACAGUCUGUCGGAGAGCAGAGCGCAGCGUGGCUCCAAUUGUGCGCUCGGGGGAGGCCGAUCAAGAUGUUGCCAAGUUUCUGAACAGGCUGAGUGACUACCUGUUCACAGUUGCCAGAUAUGCAGCCAUGAAAGAAGGCAAAGAGGAAACAAUCUACAAGAGACCAGAAUAACAGAGGGUUAAAACAUAGUUUGUGUGACUUUGGAGUUUUUUUAUUAUAUCAAAAAAUAAAAGCACUACACAAUCAA